AAUGUUCCUCAAUUCCAACAUGGCGGACAGCCCUCCGAUUUGGUUUGCUGUUCUGCAAGCCAUGAUUACUGACACUGGAAAGGAUGAUGACUUUCUUUCAGCUCAAAUGAAAUGGAAAAAGCCCUGGAAAAAAGUGCUUUACGAAGACCAAGGUGUUCCAGACAACUAUGUGGACAAGUCAUUUCUCGAAGAAAUGAAGAAAAAUUUAAAUACAAGAACUUAUCAGUUCUGGUCGGUGGUAUUGGAAUCAGGGGCAGUAUCUCAGCAAGUAAGCAGUGUUUGCAUAUUUGUGGCGGCAUUUGUGUACAUGGACUUUGGACUCCUGUCACCCUCUGUGCUGUUUGCUGUCUCCUCUAUGUUGACACUGCUUGGUUACGUACUGUUUGAUGCUUUGGAUGGAGGAAGAUUGAGAUCCGCAUCGAAAAGAACAAGAUUAGAUGACCUCAAGAGUAGUGUGGUAGUUCUUGGCUCUGUGUUUGCAUUGUCUCCAGUUUUGAAGACUUUGACUGAUUCCAUUAGUACAGAUACAAUUUAUGCCAUGACAACUUUCAUGCUCGCAAUGAACCUACUACUUUAUGAUUAUGGAACAAGUGCUGCAAUUGUUUCCAGGUCCGCCUCUCUGAACGCCUCCAUCUUCGCGUCUGUGUGUUUGGCGUCCCGUCUUCCUUCCUCCUGGCAUGUGUUCGCCACUGUUACUUUCGCCAUGCAGUUGUUUGCUCUCUUUCCGUCUCUGAGAAGACAGCUUAAGAUGCAGCUUCCCACAAGCCACGUCGUCGUUACUUGGUCUCUAGUAUUGGUUGCUAUAGCGAUGUUAUGGCCGCUGUCCCCACUGUUUGCAGUGUUGCUGGCUCUGGUGCACCUGGCGGUAACGUUUGUGUGUCCGUUUUGGCUGAUUAAGCUACAACGGUUGAAAAAUAAUAUUCAUGGUCCGUGGGAUGAAGCUGUGAUAAAAGAACACCAUGUUGGCAAAGUGAAGUAAACAAUUUUACUACAGGGUAUUCUGACAAGUUUCACGGACGUUUACACCACGUCAGUUCAUUUUCCGUUAAAUGAAAUUCAAAGGAACUGUGAUAAACGUCUGCGCAUGCCCAGACAUGCGUAUGCAGAGCUACGAUGACGUCUCGGACAUUCCAUGUGGCUGGCCUGGUUGCUAUCCAAGUGGUUGGUGACGUCAUCGUUCUCUCCGUUUUUGAAGGUCAUUACAAUACCAUUAUUUCCACACAAAAUCGUGAACAAUUUGAGCACUUCGUUACUGACAUCAAGCACAUUAGAAGCGUGGUGUUCUAAUAGAAACGGAGACAGAUGAUGACAGUGAUGGGAACUGCGGUAGCGCGGACAGUAUUUUAAUUUGCCCAAAACCAACUCGGUACCGAACAAGUGCUUGGUUUCUAAAGAAUCUGUUGUACUGCGUUGGCGGGCAUGCAAUAGGCGAUUUGCAUGAUGGCGUCAUGUGACUACAACUAGCAGAAUCCUUCACUCUUUCUGUUUGUUAUGCUAAUUGGAGCAAUUGUUCUUUAAAACCCACUGUAACUUUAAAUUUAAAUAGUAAAGAAAAGACGAAAGGAAUUCUGAUAGUUGAAGUCAAACGACGGCAACGUGCAAAUCUGCUUUUGAAGCACUUAGUUGAUAAUCAAAUUGAAGUCGUUAAAGUUAUAGUGACCGCCCAAGGAAAUUUGGGAAAAUCCAAAAAAGCUAAAACCUAACGUUAACUUUUCCCAAAUUCGCUGGGGCGGUUGAUUUACCUUUAUCAACUUCCAGUAGUUAAACAGCCAGGUAGCAGACACUUUGAGUUCGGGCGUAUUGUUUUUUAAAGUUUGUGUAACGAACGGAACAGUUCGAAGAUUCAGCCGAAGUUUUAUUAAAGUUCUCUUUGUCAUGA
This is a messenger RNA of Orbicella faveolata, 1879 nucleotides long. Its product is annotated as phosphatidylinositol N-acetylglucosaminyltransferase subunit C-like. The record is from RefSeq and is a predicted model, not a curated record. Gene Ontology annotation, cellular component: glycosylphosphatidylinositol-N-acetylglucosaminyltransferase (GPI-GnT) complex; membrane. Lineage: Eukaryota; Metazoa; Cnidaria; Anthozoa; Scleractinia; Merulinidae. Gene Ontology annotation, biological process: GPI anchor biosynthetic process.